AUUCACAACACAGAAGUUUUUAAUCAAACGUAAUAUUGGGUAAACUUGCCCAAAACCGCUUUUCUGCGAACACAUAGUGGGGGAAAAUGUGAAAAGGUUAAAUGAACGAAACACGAAUGGAACUAAACGUGAUUAAAUAUCUCACCUCAGUGACAGUGGUUACAUUUCAACGACCUUUUGCGGUUUUUUGGGUGUCGGCAGAAGGACGGAUGUUCGGAGACACUCCACCACCAAUGAUCAGUCAAGGGUGGUUUACACGAGCAUGUGGGGGUAGUGUUUUAUCGUACUGCUAGGAAGAAGAGCAAAAUCCACUGUUAAGUGAUUUUACGUUUAAUAUUUGCCUCGUUUAAAGGUGCCAAAUUUGAGUUGGUGGAGUAAAUUACUUUUUUCCACGACAAAACCUGGAGGUCCUGACGAGGUGGUUGGCCCAGCUGUUUGUGAGAGUGAGUGUGUUUGUGUGGGAGAGUGAGUGUAAAAAGAAGUCAACAUGGUUCUUGCCCACAUAAAAGGAUUCGGUAAGAAGCUCCUGAGGGUGAAGGUGGUGGACUGCAGCACAGAACAGUCCCGGCUCUCUCGAUGUCUCAACACCUUUGACCUGGUGGCCCUCGGAGUGGGCAGUACGUUGGGCGCUGGUGUAUACGUGCUGGCCGGAGCGGUGGCAAGAGAAAAUGCCGGGCCGGCUAUUGUCGUGUCCUUCCUCAUUGCGGCGCUGGCAUCGGUCAUGGCCGGACUGUGUUACGCUGAGUUUGGAGCUCGUGUACCGAGGACGGGCUCGGCGUAUCUGUACAGCUACGUGACAGUUGGGGAGCUGUGGGCCUUCAUCACUGGCUGGAACCUCAUCCUCUCUUACGUCAUAGGAACGUCCAGCGUGGCUCGGGCGUGGAGCGCCACCUUUGAUGAGCUCAUUGGGAAACACAUUGAAAACUUCUGCAGGCUUCACAUGAACAUGAACGCACCGGGAGUGCUCGCAGAGUAUCCCGACAUGUUUGCUGUCCUCAUCAUUCUCAUUCUAACAAGUCUGUUGGCGUUUGGAGUAAAGGAGUCUGCUAUGGUCAAUAAAGUGUUCACCUGCAUCAAUGUUCUUGUCCUGAUGUUUGUGGUGGUGUCGGGCUUGAUCAAAGGAACCCUCAAUAACUGGAAUCUAAAACCUGAGGAUAUCUUCAACAGCACAUCCUAUAUGAAUUCUUCAGAGGUGUUGCCGUCUGGAGAGAGUUUGGGUACUGGUGGCUUCAUGCCCUUUGGUUUCUCUGGAGUUCUGUCUGGUGCUGCGACCUGUUUCUACGCUUUUGUUGGCUUCGAUUGUAUUGCCACCACAGGAGAGGAGGUGAGGAACCCUCAGCGGGCGAUACCCAUCGGCAUCGUGGCAUCGCUGCUUAUCUGUUUUGUCGCAUACUUUGGCGUGUCAGCUGCCCUCACAAUGAUGAUGCCGUACUACUUGCUUGAUAAGAACAGUCCUCUGCCUGUGGCCUUUAAAUACGUAGGCUGGGAAGGCGCGACGUAUGCGGUAGCUGUUGGCUCUCUUUGUGCUUUGUCCACAAGUUUGUUGGGCUCCAUGUUCCCAAUGCCCCGGGUAAUAUGGGCCAUGGCAGAAGAUGGGCUUCUCUUCAAGUUCUUGGCCAACAUCAGUGAAAAAUCCAAAACCCCUGUAAUAGCCACCUUCACCUCUGGAAUAGUGGCAGCUGUGAUGGCCUUUCUGUUUGAUCUAAAGGAUCUGGUUGAUCUCAUGUCUAUUGGCACACUUUUGGCAUACACGCUAGUAGCAGCAUGUGUCUUGGUUUUGAGGUACCAACCAGAGCAGCCUAGUGUGAAUGUAGAGUAUCAGAUAGCCAACUGUCAGGAGGAAACUGAAGCGGACUCCAUUAAUGACAGCAGCGCAGACUUCCUGCCUGGAUCUCAAGAUCACUGCACUCUGAGCAACAUCCUCAGCCCCAAAAACCAAGAACCGUCUCGUCUAUCUGGCCGUAUCGUCAACAUCUGCACCAGUGUAUUAGGUGUGCUGGUGUGUGUGUUCUGUGUUGUGGCAGUGCAGGGUGGCUUUCAGAUAUGGGCUCUUGUCAUUCUUGUAGCUCUGGUCGUGAUUUGUUUCAUCGUCACCAUCUUGAUAUGGCGACAACCAGAGAGCAAGACAAAACUUUCCUUUAAGGUUCCUCUUCUGCCGUUCCUCCCCGUCCUGAGCAUGUUUAUUAAUGUGUACCUGAUGAUGCAGCUGGAUACAGGCACCUGGAUGCGCUUCGCCAUUUGGAUGGCCAUAGGUUUUGUUAUUUAUUUUUGCUAUGGGAUCAGUCACAGUACAGAAGAAGCGUUGAGCAGUAACGGCACAGAAGAAAACGCCACCUUCAAAGCGAUAAUGACAGAUGAACCUGUACCCGAGAAAGAGGCUUUCAUCAGUAACGGCAUUACAGUCACGGCAGAGGACAGCGACUCUUGAAACCACAGUUGACGUGCUAUAUUUUUACGUUCAUUUCCUACCAGCUGAAACCAAACCGAGCUGCUAUUGAUCUUCAACAUGUCCGCUGCUCUACAAACUAUCAAUGACCGUUAUGUGUUACUAGAGCCAAAGCACCUUUAAGCAGCAUUACGAGACGUACGGGACAUUUAUAUUUUUCUUGACGAAUAAAUUGCUUUUUUAUUCAGGUAAAAGUGUGAAGGACAGCGUUACUGAUCAUAACAGGGUCACAGCAUCCGUGCCCUAAGCAUAUGUUGGGACUUUGCACUAUUGGAACGAUCUGUUCUUCCUUUCUGUCUGUUUUUUAUCUAUUUAUUUUUUGCAUACUUUCAUGCUUUUCUGUUGAGUUUUUUAGAGGGAUCCCUAAUAUUACCCACAAUUCUCUUUGUGCUACGCAUUUUUAAUGUCAAAUCUACAGAAUUCUCACAGGCGUGAGGUCAAAGACCCUAACCCUGAAUUACCAAUGGAGGACAGAUUAUUCAAUUCAAUUCAAUUCAAUUUUAUUUAUAUAGCGCUUUUCACAAUGUGCAUUGUUCCAAAGCAGCUUUACAGGAGCAAAUAAGAAAAACACAGAAAGGUAAAACACAGCACAGUGCAUGGUGUUUAUAGACCAAGCAAGAUCAUUAUAAUAAAUAAUAUCUAAUAAAUAAAUGAAUAAAUACAUGAAUAAAUAAUUAUGUGCAAUUAAUGUCAUGGUUUUAUAUAAAAAAAAACACGUCCUUCUGAAAGUGGGAGCUGGUAUGAGAAUAUUUUUCUUCUACUUUAUUCAGAGGGAUUAUUAUGCCUUCCUAUGGUCACAUUGCCUGACAGUUGACGUUUGUGCACAUUGCUUGUCUGUUGGCAGUUAUACGUUUGCAUCUGGUGUUGGGUUAAUAAUUUUUGUACAGUAUUUUGGAUUUUAAGUGAACUUUAUUAAGUUUUGUCUUAAUUCUCAUUCUGGAUUUGUGGAUUUUAGAAUACAAAAACAAUCCAUUCAAAAGCAUUAAUGGUUUUGGUGGUUCUAGUGAAUUCCCCAUAAACUUCAUUAUCAUAUUGACAUGUUCGUAAUAUGCAUUAAAAUACUUUGCAAAAAGGUUGUGUUGCAGUAAGAAUGACAUUUUACAGUUUUUUUACGUAAACAUAAUUGGUUCUUAGCAAAAGAUAAAAAUGUAAAUGACAUGUAUUGUAAAUAUUUGCUGGUGUUCAAAAUAAAUUGUGUUGUUUGUA
This is a messenger RNA of Triplophysa rosa, 3652 nucleotides long. It is a transcript of the gene slc7a1b, whose product is annotated as solute carrier family 7 member 1b. Gene Ontology annotation, molecular function: amino acid transmembrane transporter activity. Bases 488 to 2428 code for a protein of 646 amino acids. Gene Ontology annotation, cellular component: plasma membrane. Gene Ontology annotation, biological process: amino acid transport; transmembrane transport. The record is from RefSeq and is a predicted model, not a curated record. The transcript is spliced from 12 exons. NCBI's taxonomy places the organism in Eukaryota, Metazoa, Chordata, Actinopteri, Cypriniformes, Nemacheilidae.